Molecule: messenger RNA, 1167 nt
Organism: Penicillium lagena
Lineage: Eukaryota; Fungi; Ascomycota; Eurotiomycetes; Eurotiales; Aspergillaceae
Exons: 1
Coding region: 1-1167 (388 amino acids)
Cellular component (GO): extracellular region
Molecular function (GO): IgE binding
Source: RefSeq, a predicted model, not a curated record
AUGCUGAACCCAUCUGGAUUAUUGCUUCUGGUGCUCGGCACUAGGUCUGCUCUGGCUGGGAGGCAUGACCAUCGAGCCCACGUGCACCAAAAGCGUCACGCAAACAUGAUGGUGCUGCCAGCAGUCACUCUGGUCGAGUCCCGCACCGUCACCACGACGCUGUUCGAAAACUGCGCUGCAACUCGCACCAUCCGCACCGCGACCACUGUUUUUGGGGAUCUGCCACUCGCAACAGCUCAUCAUCCGGAAGCAGAGGAGACUACCACCGUACUAUUGACGACUACUGUGACCAAAACCGCCACAGAUUUUGUCAGGGUCACUGCUGAGCCUACCCACACGACCGAGUCUUUGCCGGAAGACCGCACCGUGUACAAGCCAGAUGACGUGCUGAACCUGGUCAAGCACAUAGACCCCGCCCUCCCACAGCUGCCGGAACUGCCCAAAUUGCCGCAGCUACUCCCCGACAUACCAAUUGAUCCGCCCAGUAAGCCGAACCCCCCAAAGCAUUUGGACUGGGCUUCAAUCCCUGCCCAAGGGAAAUUUUCAAGAAAAGGAUUCGGAGGGCGCACACCCCCUCAAGACACCAAUAUCCAAUACCGCGGGAACAUCGGCAGACCCUGGGGAUCAAAUAUCAUAGAGGUCAGCCCAAAGGAGGCUCACUUGUACAAAUACGUUGUGCAGUUCACCGGUCCCGAAACUGAACCUUGGACCGUCACAGUGUGGAACAAAGUCGGCCCAACCGGCAAGAUGGACGGGUGGUACGGGCACGCAGCGUUGACAUUCGUGCUUCACCCGCACGAGGUGCGCUAUGUCGCGUUUGACGAAGAUUCCGAAGGAGGCUGGGCUGCAGGACCCGGUGAGGACGGUCUCCCCACUGACACCUGGGGCGGGUACACGACUACCUGGGGCGAGUUCGCCUUUGGCGACGUCGAGAAUGGCGGGUGGUCGGGCUGGGAUGUUUCGGCUAUCCAGGCCCAGCUCGCUGGUCAGCAUGUGCAGGGCAUGCGGAUCUGCAAGGCUGAUGGGACGGGGUGCUCGAUUGUUGGGCCGAACGCGAAUACAGUCAUCAAUGCGUAUACAGAUUCCAAGCGCCAUCGCAAUGGCAUCGGCGGUGCUACUGGGCCUGGACCGGUGCGUUUAGUUGCGCAUAUUGAUUACCAGCGAUGA